CGGUGAAACAUGGCGCUUCGCACUGGAACACGGUGAAGGAUUGAGACGUCGAAGUGAAGACUGCUGGUUUGUCCUUGUCCCCUUCGUUCACAGACACAGACACAGCUCUUUCCCUCCGUCGUCGGCUCUCAGUCACAGGCAGAGAGGGAGCGGGGCUGAGGGUUUUAGGAGGCGUCAUGGCGGCGCAGGGAGGCAUCCUGUUCCAGGAGAAGGUCAGCAGGCUGCUCAGCAGACGGGAGGGGAAACCGGUGCUGAAACCCAACAAGCCUCUGGCUCUGAAAGACACUGUAGCCAACCGCAAGCUGAAAAAAGGAGAGGCCACCUGUAUCACAGAGAUGUCCAUCCUGAUGGCCUGUUGGAAGCAGAACAACUUUGUGGACGGUCUGUGCUCCAGUGAGAUUAACUCCUUCUACACCUGCGUUGAGGCGGCUCGGGCUGCUAUGAAGAAUAAAUCUGAGCAGACCAGCAGCCAGGGAGGACGUCUGCACCCAAAACAGGCCACAACCCUGCUGAAGAGAUACCCCAACCUGCGCACUGAGAUCUAAGAAGAAGGCUUUGUUUUUUUUAAGGCCUGUGUUAUAUGGACGUUAUGUGCAGGUUAGAAACAGGCCUCUGGACUGAGUCUGGGAUCUGGGUUUCAUCACGUGAAGGUGUUAUUUGCUGUUUGCUUGAACGACGGGGUACCAUAUACAUAUUCAUUUAUUUGUUGACCAACUUUCAGAUUCCAGCCUUUGUAUUCACAGCACGCUGUGUUUUAUGGUUUGGAAACCGUACGGCGACUUCCUCCCCGUGUCCUGAUUUGGCUCCGAUGUAAAUGAUGCCAUCUUGACUCAACCCAAUUUAGCAGAGUGGUCUCAUUCAGAGCAGAGAUGUUAUUAGUGGAUGUGAUGGAAUUAUUCUUCUUGGGUUUCAUGGCUCCUGUCCGGGGAGCUCCGCUUUAACCCCCCACCCUCCCUCCAAACGCUUAAAUGCCUCAUCAUUCCUGUGGGGGCAGAGACAGGCGGUUAACAGACGCUGGAAUAAAAUCAGCCCGUGAGACGGACAGGGUUACAUAGAUUAUCAGUAAGCAGAGCUCUGUGUGAUUGAUAGGAAACUUCCUGAAUGGAUUUAAACGGUUUUAUGUCAUCAAAUCAUUCAUCAGAUGUUCCUUGGUUUUUCAUGUCACUGCUUCAACUUAAACUACAUUAAACCUUCCUGUCAAACAGUUUCUA
Messenger RNA from Toxotes jaculatrix (banded archerfish), 1211 nucleotides. It is a transcript of the gene chchd1, whose product is annotated as coiled-coil-helix-coiled-coil-helix domain containing 1. NCBI's taxonomy places the organism in Eukaryota, Metazoa, Chordata, Actinopteri, Toxotidae. Gene Ontology annotation, biological process: mitochondrial translation. Bases 177 to 545 code for a protein of 122 amino acids. Gene Ontology annotation, molecular function: RNA binding. Gene Ontology annotation, cellular component: mitochondrial ribosome; nucleoplasm; mitochondrion. The transcript is spliced from 3 exons. The record is from RefSeq and is a predicted model, not a curated record.